AAAUAUGGUCUUCCUCACUUGCAUAUUCUUUUAAUUUUAGAUCUCAAUAGUAAACCAAAAACUGUUGAUGAUUAUGAUGCCAUUGUAUUAGCAAAAAUCCCUAAUAAAGACCUUCAUCCUAAAGCCUUUAAUACUAUUCAUCAAACUAUAAUGCAUGAUUCUUGUGGUUCAGCUUAUCCAAAUGCUCUUUGUGCAAUUUCUUUUAACCAUCUCAAAACUGUCAAUAAUAUUGAAUAUUCUACUUUUAAAGAUAUAUAUGAAGUUUUAAGUAUGCUUCAGAAUGAUAAUAAAUUGGACAAAUGUUUAAAUGAAGUAUAA
This is a messenger RNA of Cetraspora pellucida, 318 nucleotides long. The record is from the annotation of a GenBank genome assembly. Lineage: Eukaryota; Fungi; Glomeromycota; Glomeromycetes; Diversisporales; Gigasporaceae.